Molecule: messenger RNA, 615 nt
Organism: Eucalyptus grandis
Lineage: Eukaryota; Viridiplantae; Streptophyta; Magnoliopsida; Myrtales; Myrtaceae
Product: transcription factor MYB30
Exons: 4
Coding region: 1-615 (204 amino acids)
Source: RefSeq, a predicted model, not a curated record
AUGGCCAGGUAUCCCAGGGUUGAUAAAAUCAGCAACGGCAAGAAGACAGUGAAGAAGGGUGCUUGGAGUGCUGAUGAAGAUAGGAAACUGGUGGCUUAUAUCAUGCGAUAUGGCAUUUGGAACUGGACUCACAUGGCCGAACCUGCUGGCUUAGCAAGAACCGGAAAGAGUUGCCGACUUCGGUGGAUGAACUAUCUGAGGCCCAACAUCAAGCAUGGCAACAUCACCAAAGAAGAGGAGGAAAUCAUUAUCAACUUGCACCGAGUUCUUGGUAAACGUUGGGCCACAAUUGCAAGUCGACUUCCAGGAAGAACAGACAAUGAGAUAAAGAACUACUGGAAUACUCACUUGAAGAAACGCUGCGCCCAGGAAAAGUUGGAAAUGCCAAUUGCAUGUGAUCCUCAUCCGCUGAGCAGAUCGGAGAAUGGAGGUCCUAGACGUGUCAGCAAUGAAGAUGGGCACCGGCCAAGGAGCUCCGAAUGGAACGGAGUACUUCAAACUUCCCACCAGAAAACAGGGCAGAAAAGAGGAGUUUCGGCGCGGGCAGUGGGAGUGGCGGAAAUCGACGGCCACGGCAGAUUUCUGGCGAUUGAGACCGACGAAGAACACCUGUGA